Molecule: messenger RNA, 1432 nt
Organism: Quercus robur (English oak)
Lineage: Eukaryota; Viridiplantae; Streptophyta; Magnoliopsida; Fagales; Fagaceae
Product: WAT1-related protein At5g47470-like
Exons: 7
Coding region: 209-1258 (349 amino acids)
Cellular component (GO): plasma membrane
Molecular function (GO): transmembrane transporter activity
Source: RefSeq, a predicted model, not a curated record
AGAGAACCACCACAAGCGAAAGGAACACAAAAGAAAAAGAAAGAAAGAGGGAGUGGGAUGUGAAAACAUUUAAAGAAAAGAGACAAGAAGGGUGAGGAGGGAAAACUCUUCUUUGUAAGAAAUAGAGGGAAAGGAUAUAGUUUUUGGUUGCAUGUAUUGUGUCUUGUUUCUUUGAAAAGAAAGAAGACCCAUAUAGAAGAUCAGAAAGAUGGAGCUGCUGAAGAGGAAUUUAUUUGAAGAUGUAGCAAUAAUAGGGGGGUUGAUAGGGGUGCAAAUUGUGUAUGCAGGAAACUCCAUAUUGCUAAGUUAUCUUAUGGCUCUAGGCCUUGAAUCUUUCACCAUUGUUAUUUUCUCUACCUUUGCUACCUUCCUCAUUCUCUCCCCCAUUGCCAUUUAUUUUGAAAGGGAUAGGUGGCCCAAGAGACUCAACUCGAGGUUGAUAAUUCGGCUGAUUUUGAUCUCUUUUGGAGGGGUAACUUUAUUCCAGUCCCUGUUCCUAAAGGGGAUCAAUCUAACUUCUCCAGCAAUGGCAACGGCCAUGCCAAACCUUGCUCCAGGGCUUAUCUUCGUCAUUGCUUGGGCUUUUAGAUUAGAGAGAGUGAAACUUAGUUGCACGUACAGCAAAGUGAAGAUUAUAGGUACGUGCCUGUGCGUUGUAGGUGCUCUCAUAAUGAGCAUAAUGCAGAGCACUGGUGUCCCAACUGAAGAGUCUCCAUUAACAUCUCCCUCAGCACCAGUCUUUGAUAAACAAAAAAUUAUCGGUUGCCUCUACCUCAUCGCUGCAAUUUUUGUAUUAUCCAGCAAUGUUGUAUUGCAGGCUACAACAAUGGUUGAGUUUCCAGCACCAAUAUCCUUGUGUGCAAUAACAUCCUUGAUCGGUGUGACUAUAACUGCAGCUAUCCAAUUAAUUCAAGAUCACAAAAUUGAAACCGGUUGGCCACUUGUGAGCGUUGGAAACUUGAUUGGCUAUUCUCUACUGGCAGGUGCUGUAAGUGGAUCAUGUCUAAGCUUCAACAAUUGGGCCAUGAAAAAAAGAGGGCCGGUCUUGGUGUCCACAUUUAGCCCCGUCAGUACAGUCUGCACAAUCAUUUUCUCUGUGGUCACCUUAGGAGAAACCGUUAAUAUUGGAAGCAUUGCUGGUAUGUUCCUCAUGUUCACUGGCCUUUACUUUGUGCUUUGGGCUAAAGGAAAAGAAGGUUAUUAUGAGGGGGAUGGCCUCGAAAGUGAGUUCGAUGCAGAGAAGCCUCUAUUAAGUUAAUAUUGUAGUUAGCAAAUGUGUAAUAAUAUGUUUUUCAUCGAUAAAAAUUAGAAGAAAAUGGAAAGUAAGAAACAAAAACAGUGACUUGUUCCUAAUGUGCCUAAAAGUCAUGCAUAUAUGUGAAUGAUAUAAGAGAGCAAGCUUUGGAUAAAUGUGAUCAAAACAUUGUUCUAA